UCGGCCCCUCGCUCCAGUCUCGGGGGUCUGGAGUGACAGUGCAACAGCAGGAGGAUGCAGGGAGCUAACGUGAAGGAAAACGAGGGAAAGCUGGACAGACGGAUGGCUUGAAGCGUUUAAAGAGGAUUUUCCUUAUUUGUUCAUCAAGUGAAUGGGGUGAGACUGAGGUGCACAGAAGAACGGCAUGGACACUGUUGAUCCACUGGAGCAGGAGAGACUCAUCUUCAUCAUCACGCUGCCCCUGUCCUCCGCCAUCAUCCUGGCCAACCUCCUCAUCAUCGUGGGAAUUGCCUGCAACCGCCAGCUCCACAACACCCCCAACUACUUCUUCUUGAGCCUGCUUGUGGCGGACCUUUGCACAGGCAUCGCCUUGCCGUUCAUUCCUCGAAUGGGCCUCACCCGUUCGUUGAACUUUCAAGCCUGCCUGUUCAUGCACAUCUUCCCCAACUUCCUCUUCCUGUCCUUCCUCUUCAACCUGGUCAUGGUGCACUAUGAGCGCUACCUUUGCAUCGUCAGCCCACUGCACUACAGUCAGUUUUGGGUGCACCGAUGCUUCCCCGCCGCCUUGCUGGCUGUCUGGAUGCCUCCAUUGCUCUUUGCUUCCCUUCCUGCCUUUGGCUGGAACAACUGGAAUGAGUGGAGCAGUGAGAGCUACUAUAACUACCAUAACACCAGUGGCUCAUCCAGUGGAGAUGGAAGUAGUAACUGUUCUUCAGGCACAUGUCAGGAUGAUGAACAUUGCUCCUACAAACAGAUAUUUCCAAGACCCUUUAUCUACAUGGAGGUAUAUGGGCUACUUCUUCCAGCAAUCAUGUGCAUUAUAGUGAUGACUGGUCGUGUGCUGUGGAUCGCAAGGAAGCAGCUGCGGGACAUCUGCAAGCUCCACCGUGCAGUGGAGCGUCAUGAAGCUUCGGACCAUGAGCAGCAGCUCAACGUACGUUAUGCUAAAUGCGUAGCUGCCGUCUCCCUCACUUUCCUCCUCUGCUGGGUGCCAUACAUUGUGUACCUCCAUGUGUCCGUGGUACUUUUUCAAGAUGAGAAUGACAACAACUCAUCCCUAAACAUCAUCCUGUCCUGCACAGGGAUUGGCAGCAUGGCCAUUAUCCCGGUCAUACUGGGCCUGGCCAACCGGCAGUACACUGAGCCAAUAAGGAAGCUGCUAAGGAAGCUGAGGGAUCGCUGGACUGGUGUACGAAACUCGGAGGAUGCCACUCCAUGAAAACCAGGGGGUAUUUCACUGAGCAGUCUUUCUCAGCUUGUUCGAAAAGUUUGUCGAAUAGGAGAAGAGAUAGGGGACAUUCCUGCCUGGCAACUUUGGCUAAAAUCUUUUUGUUUACUGAGAAAUCCUGUAGUGUGAAAUACCCCGAGGGCUUGUAUUUAUCAAAGCUUUUCAGUGGCAGAGUACUGAUCUGGCAUCCAGGACCCACAUGCACACCUUCACUGCCUGUCAGACUUUGGGAACACCCUGACUUCUUGUGAAAUUUUUCAACUACUGUUUGAUUUCCACUGUUUUCAUUAACGUUAAGCAGCUAUUUGGUAAUCCUUUGGGUGUAUUUAGCUUGAAUAUGCCAUGUUCAU
Messenger RNA from Colossoma macropomum (tambaqui), 1578 nucleotides. It is a transcript of the gene gpbar1, whose product is annotated as G protein-coupled bile acid receptor 1. The transcript is spliced from 2 exons. Gene Ontology annotation, molecular function: G protein-coupled bile acid receptor activity. The record is from RefSeq and is a predicted model, not a curated record. Lineage: Eukaryota; Metazoa; Chordata; Actinopteri; Characiformes; Serrasalmidae. The coding region runs from base 185 to 1219 and encodes 344 amino acids. Gene Ontology annotation, biological process: G protein-coupled receptor signaling pathway. Gene Ontology annotation, cellular component: membrane.